AUGAGGUUCGUCUUCGACUUUGAUACUUUGAAUAAUGAUUCUCGGUUAACUCAGAUCAACAGUGCCCGUCGACGUAACGGCAAAGCUGCCUCAUGCGAGCCUUGUCGACUGGACAAGGUGCGGUGCGACCACGCAUUACCUGUUUGUACCCGGUGCAAGCACCGUGGAAUUUCAUCUCGAUGUUUUUACCACCCGGCACCGCUUACUAAACGCCAGGGAGAACGCAAAUUCCCAUUGGCAGAAGGUGUACCUUUUGACCGCACUGCAGCGUCAACUGUGUCUAAAAACUCUCAACCUAACAAGGAGUCUUUCAAUUCUGAAUUGACUGCAUCUAGCGGCCUUGUACCAACAGCUGGGAGGUUAUCCCGAAAGAAACCUAUCUUAUCCGGCUAUUUUGGCCCUACAAGCUUUGUUUCUCCCUUGACAGAUGCAGUCGAUGUUGACCUAGCCUCGGAUAGUCAAAGUUUAGAACUAGAGGCCACACAGCGUGUCCUACCUCCAUAUUGGGUACAGAAAAUUUCCGAAAUAUUGUUGACUCUCGGUGACUUUGCCAUCAUUGAAAGCCUCAUUCGGGAUUACUAUGUCCUAAAUCAAAGUGCUGUUAUACCAGCACCAUUCGUGUUGAACAGUUUGGACCCUCUGAGAACUAUGUGCAAGCAAUGCAUUUCAAUCAAGAGUCUUGAUGAUUUAACAGCGAGCAUUACCGUUCCCAUCAUUCAGAAUACUGCUGAAAUAUUCUCAGUCCCUCCUUCAACAGCUGGGAAGGACUUUCAUACUCUAUUCACUGGCUCAUCAAUCCGGCUGGAAAUUAUUGGGGUUAUAUGCUCUCUUGCUGGUCGUGCCGGAUAUCAUGGACUAUCUCGUAGUCAAUUGGAUGAUCCAACAGUACGAUCGCAGUUUGCACAAAAGAUGCUUGCAGCCAGUGAUGCUGCUCUGUAUAUUUGCAAGAUUUUAACCCCACUGAAUGAUCUAACGAUAUGGCUGGUUUAUGAGAAUCUGCUGCUCUCAGACAUAGUAAAUGGCGACUCCAGUCCUCAUGGUUGGAACCGACUGGGUGAGCUUUCUACUGACAUAUUCGCUCUUGGCAUCCAUCGUGACUUGAAAAGCUCAAGCGAGAUGCCCGAAUUUCUUCUCGAGUCUCGUCGCCGGCAAUUUGCUGCAGCAUAUCAGCUAGAUAAAACCAUUGCCACAUUUCUUGGCCGACCACCACGGAUGCCGUUACGAUAUACUGAUUGCAGGAUGCCCCUUGAUAUCAGCGAUGAAGCGCUUGCAACCGAAGAUACAACCUUGACUUGUUUGACAGAAGACCUUGAUUCAAAUAAUUGGAAUCUACAGCCCCUAUUUCAGCGAUCAUCAUGGAUAAGAGUACGAUUUAUCAUAUGCACUUUUCGUGAUGAGGUUCUUGAGCUCUCACUGCAGAGAAUGACACCUGAAAUCACCAAUUCUCUCAAUGAUAUCUCCUGUCGCUGCCAUGUAGCCUGGGAGUCACUACCUCCUCACCUACGCUAUACUCCAGAAUGUUGGAACAAUGAAUCUCCAGUAGUAGUGUGCCUGAUGCUCAUCAUCUCUUUUCUCGCAUACCUCUAUAAUGAAUUCCUCGUUCAACGUCUGUUAGCAGGGAAGUACAACCCCCACGGAAGUAAAGCCCUGUUGUCCGUGAGCGCAAGAAUUCUUUCAACCGUCCUCACCUUAGGAACACAACGCGAGCAGAUGCUCGAUCUUCGACCAGAUUUUACAUGGACUAUCUUACUCUAUGGGUUUCCAAGUGCGAGUCUCCUGAUCAAAGCCCUACAGCACCAAAAGAGAACAGGAGAGACAUUUCUCUAUGAAGGAUCGAGGUCGGCUUUGAUUCGAAACCUAAGCGUCUUCAUCUCCCAUCUUGAAACUACUGUUCGCCCUGAUAAUGCAAAUUAUGCUUUGUUUCAACGGGCAAGUCAGGUUUUCUCGAAAAUUAUCGAUGAAAUUUUAGAACCGGAGACCGCUAUGGUGGAUUCUGAUCCUACAGGUGAUUCUCUAAUUAGGAUUGAUCAAAUGAAUAGUGUCGAUGAUAUGGAUCUAUUAAAUACGAUGGACUUUGGGGCUGUAUUCAAUCAAUGGCUCAUUUGA
Messenger RNA from Penicillium taxi, 2106 nucleotides. RefSeq lists its product as uncharacterized. Gene Ontology annotation, biological process: DNA-templated transcription; regulation of DNA-templated transcription. The record is from RefSeq and is a predicted model, not a curated record. Lineage: Eukaryota; Fungi; Ascomycota; Eurotiomycetes; Eurotiales; Aspergillaceae. Bases 1 to 2106 code for a protein of 701 amino acids. The transcript is spliced from 5 exons. Gene Ontology annotation, cellular component: nucleus. Gene Ontology annotation, molecular function: DNA-binding transcription factor activity, RNA polymerase II-specific; zinc ion binding; DNA binding.